GAACUUCUUACCCCCGACUUUGACGACUCCCUCGCGACGACCACCUCGAUACGCCACGCUAAAGCUACUCUGUCCGCCGGAACCUCGAUUGAGUUUUAGCGUGCAUUGCUGCAAGUCAUUAGUAUAAAGAACCCCGCACACGACAAGUUCACGGACUCUCUCAUCGCUUCUUCUCUUCUUCCUGCGACCUUCAUCCCCUACACCGUUCAGCGACCUGAAAGCUACCUGCAAUGUUCGCCAAAGUCUACUCUACGCUCUUCGUCCUCGCGUUCGCCGUGCUCGCCGUCUCGGCUCUGCCGGAACCCAUGCCAACUCCUGCGCCUGUUGAGGAGAAGCGACAAAUUGGUAGUGUCAUCGACUCAUUGACGUCCGAUGCUGGGUCUGUCCUCACCGACAUCACCGCGGGUGCUGGAUCCAUUUUCACUGAUGUCACCUCCAUCGGUGGCUCCGUCUUCACCGUCGUGACCUCCGCAGGCGGUUCCGCCUUCACCCUCGCAACCUCCGGCGCAGGCGACGUAACCUCCUUCGCAGGAUCCGUCUACACCGUCGCCACCUCCGACGCCGCCAGCGCAUUCUCCGUCGCUACGAGCGGAGCUGCGAGUCUCGCCAGCGCGGCGAGCAGUGGGGCGUCCAGUGUGGCUAGUGCUGCGAGUAGUGGUGCUUCUGCGGCCUCGAGCUCGAGCGCUGCAGGUGUUGCAUUCCACCCGUCCGCCGGCCUCUUGACCUCCCUCGCGGCCGUCACGAUUGGUCUGUUCUUCGGCGCCUCCAUCGUGCUGUAAACGCAUACCUCACAGAACUGCCACCACCACCUCUGCAACCGCCUACGCGAAGACGGAACGGAUAGAUGGAGGGAUCGAUGGAAGAAUCCCUAUAAGCGACCCACCAUUAUUUAUCGCACGGCCGAGUCUGACGGUCGACCACCAUUCGCUUUAUGCUUCACCACUUCGUCUUCGAUAUUCUUGACCUCAUGUUUUUUGCUCUUGGCAUAUCUUAAAUACCUGCUCAUCUAUAUUCUCCGGUGUUGGUUCUUACAGUACUUGUCCGUGUUUGAUCGUUUGAUGUUGGAUCAUGCGACACGAUAUCCGUGGACUUUUUUUUGUCUUAUUUUUGGCCGGAUACGUGGUUGUUUCUUCGCAUGUUUUGCUGGUUUUUGAGGUGCGGUGUCGAGUUGGACGCAUGCAAUGCAAUGUAUCUUCGAUGUUCUGUUUUAUUUGAUAACUCUAUUCAGCGAAAG
Molecule: messenger RNA, 1234 nt
Organism: Stereum hirsutum FP-91666 SS1
Lineage: Eukaryota; Fungi; Basidiomycota; Agaricomycetes; Russulales; Stereaceae
Exons: 5
Coding region: 231-779 (182 amino acids)
Source: RefSeq, a predicted model, not a curated record